This is a messenger RNA of Magnolia sinica, 2112 nucleotides long. RefSeq names its product aspartyl protease family protein 2-like. NCBI's taxonomy places the organism in Eukaryota, Viridiplantae, Streptophyta, Magnoliopsida, Magnoliales, Magnoliaceae. Gene Ontology annotation, molecular function: aspartic-type endopeptidase activity. The transcript is spliced from 2 exons. The coding region runs from base 17 to 2035 and encodes 672 amino acids. The record is from RefSeq and is a predicted model, not a curated record. Gene Ontology annotation, biological process: proteolysis.
CCUAUUCAUCCAAUUAAUGGCCAUCAAUAUACAAUUUGGUGAGUAUUAUCUUCGUGGUGAAAUGAUUUGGCCACUGCCAUUUUUUAUACGGUGCAAAACUAACACUGGAGCAAUUUGCAAUAUAUUAUAUUUAUAUAUAUUAAAUUUUCUUUUUCACUGCAUUCCUUGGAUUCAACGGCCACAGAAGACGGUGAAUAUCAAAUUUCAAAGGAGAGAGAAGGUCAAGAUCAAAACGAUAGACAGAUCGUGGUUUCUACAGGAAAGAAAAAGGAAGUGUCCCAACGUGACCAGUUUGUAUCUAACAAGCUCUGAGAGCAGAGGAUCGAAGCAAGAAGAAGAAGAAGAAGAAGAGAUGAUGGUUUUCUCGAAGAUUUUGGUUUUCUUGAAGACGAUCGUUCUUCUAUUCGUUUUCUGCGGUUUCAGCACCGCCGCGAUUUAUAACAAAAGCGCGGCAGGAUCCCGUGAAUCUCUCCUUCAUGGAAUCGAACUCCCCCAACACCCAAGCUUCAAUUCAGUCGCUUCUUCUUCAAUAGACACCGGCUGUCGCGUCGGAACGACGGCGACUCGGAACCUAGAAUUGCCGGAAGCGAAAAAACAGAGAGAUGAUGACAAACAAGAAGAAGAUAUGAUGGGGCUACCAUCUAAACCGGCGUUGAAACUUCACCUAAAGCACAGGUCAGAGAAUCCCGAAUCGAAAAAUGACAAGAAAGAAUCGCUGAUGGUGUCGGCCCACAGAGACCUGACCAGAAUUCAAACGCUCCAUAGAAGGAUUACAGAGAAGAAGAAUCAGAACACAGUGUCGCGGAUAACAGAGCCGAGGCUUGCAUCGACGGCCUCAAAACUAUUACCGAACAAAGCCACAGAAAAGGUAGCCGGCCCCGCCAGCCAAUUGGUGGCGACGCUGGAAUCCGGCGUCAGCCUCGGGUCCGGCGAGUAUUUCAUGGAUGUUUUUGUGGGGACGCCGCCCAAGCAUUUCUCUCUGAUACUCGACACCGGCAGCGAUCUCAAUUGGAUCCAAUGCCUCCCCUGCCAUGAUUGCUUCGAGCAGAACGGCCCGCCUUACAACCCUCAGGACUCUUCGUCCUAUCGCAAUGUCGGCUGCCGUGAUCCCCGCUGCGAGCUGGUGUCGUCGCCGGACCCACCGCAGCCGUGCAAAUCAGAUAACCAGACAUGCCCGUACUUCUACUGGUAUGGCGAUCGGUCCAACACCACCGGCGAUUUCGCUCUCGAGACCUUCACGGUCAACCUCACGUCGCCGACCGGGCAGCCGGAGUUCCAGCGGGUCGAGAAUGUCAUGUUCGGAUGCGGGCAUUGGAAUCGGGGCCUCUUCCAUGGCGCAGCUGGCCUACUGGGGCUCGGGCGCGGCCCGCUCUCCUUCUCCUCUCAGCUCCAAUCGCUGUAUGGGCAUACAUUCUCCUACUGCCUGGUGGACCGGAACAGCGAAUUCAACGUCAGCAGUAAGCUGAUCUUCGGUGAGGAUCAGAGCCUAAUGGUUAACCCCAAUUUGAAUUUCACCUCCUUUGUGGCGGGAAAACAGAACCCGGUCGACACAUUCUACUACGUUCAGAUCAAAGGGAUCAUGGUUGGUGGUGAGAUGCUGGAUAUUCCGGCCGAGACGUGGCAGCUAUCGGCGGAGGGAGCCGGAGGGACGAUCAUUGAUUCUGGUACCACACUCAGCUAUUUUGCAGACCCAGCUUACAAGAUAAUCAAGGAAGCGUUUAUGAAGAAAAUGAAAAACUAUACGAUUGUGAAUGAUUUUCCUGUGUUGGAUCCAUGUUACAAUGUAUCAGGCGUCAACGAAGACAAGCUGCCGGAAUUCGCAAUCCUGUUUGCAGAUGGGGCAGUGUGGAAUUUCCCACCGAAGAAUUACUUCCUAUGGUUGGAUCCGGAGGAGAUUGUCUGUCUGGCUAUCUUGGGGACACCUCGAUCAUCUCUUUCAAUACUGGGGAACUACCAGCAGCAGAAUUUCCACAUCUUGUAUGAUACAAAGAAAUCCAGACUGGGUUUUGCACCCAUGAAGUGUGCUGAUGUAUAGCGAUGAUCGCCCUGCCUGUAGGAUGACAAUGUGGAUAUAACAUCGGACCGGAUCAUCGGACGACACGGGGCAAGAUA